AAAAUUACAAGGAAGGAGAUUCAGAUUGCAGAGAAAGGGGUAAGCCAACAACUGCCGUUAAUCUCGGGAGCAGUAUGCAGGUGCAGUUUCACUUCCCUCUGUAGGUCUGUGGCUGUUCAUCUGGCAGACAGCAUGGAGAUUAUACCAUCCUUCAAUUUUCCAUUUUCCCAACUCACGGGAAAUUUAGCAUCUGUGGCUCCCAUCAUACUCGUGAUCCUUCUGCUGGUUCUUUGCUCUCCCUUUAAAAAGAAAAAGCGGCAUUUGUCAACCAGAACUGUGAAGAGGGACAUAAACACGUCUGAGCUACUCAAUAUGACAAAACUGGAAGAUGGGUUGCCUCUAGAAAGGAAGUCUCUUGCAGAUCAAUGUUUACGCAAAGGUAACACUUUGCCUAGUCACCAAGCAGAGCAGCAAUCAAAUGGAUUUUCUUCAGAGCUUCAGCAAGAAAAUGCAGACUCUUCAAAGUGCACACAGGUAGUUAACUCAAGCCAACAAAAGAUGGAGCAACUGAAUGUAAGUCAUCAAAGAAACUUGGGUUCACAAGCACCAGGUUCCAACAUACCAUCCCCAAGCCCACUGCAGUUCAGGAAACUCCCAGUGACUCCCAGGGAGGCCUGCAUAUCUAGAAUGUUACCACUGACUCAAAACCUGGACAACCAAGUUUAUGAAAGCAUUGGUAUUAAAGAACAGGAAUUAUGUACCAAGGAUUGGUUGGAAGGAAGAAAGGGCUCCCAGUCGGCAGCUAAUAAAAAAUCAAUCUGUGGCACAGCACAUGGAUUUGGAGCAGGGCCUGCAGAGCUUGGUGGGAAAGAUUCUGAAGCUGCAGGAUCCAAUAGCACGCAAGCGCAGCUGUCUCCAGCUCCACAAUGCCAGGAGUCAUAUGGCCAGUUGCAGGAAAUGUUGCCUGAGAAAGAGGCCCCACCUCAGCUUGACUCUGACUCAAGGAGACUAAGUGCUAUGUAUGCUCGAGUGUGCAAGCGAACCAAGGCAUCUCAGCCAGUGCAACCUGAAAACCACGAUGAGCCUAUGGAACAAGAAGAGGAAGAACCCCCACCCAUUCCAGAAAAAUGUUUUGAGCUCAUCUAUGAAAGCCUGGACAUUGAUAGUGAAAUGCAGGUAGGGGGCUCAUAGGUAUAUGACUUUCUAAACCUGAAGGUGCACUGUAUCUUCUAAUCUAAAUAGGCAACUAUAAGUAUAUUCCACCAUGCAGAAAAGUCAGUUAUGUACUUUCAUAUGGUGUUCAUGAACCUCUGUGGUAUACAUGUGCUAGUAAAGAAUUACCUGAAAUGUAAGCUUUUUUUUUUUUUAACAAUUCAGACUGCUACUAUUUUCCAUCUUCCAAAAAAUCCUGGUACUAGAAAUUGAUUCCCUUUUCUUCCACUUCUUUAGCAAACACUUUUUCCCUUCUGACACCAAUUCUGACUUCCCUGGGAAGAGGGGGUGACUGUAAAACCAGUUUAUCUUUGUGAUUUGUAUAUGAUGUUCAUCAUGGGAUAAUACUGCUGAACUUAUCUCAACCCCUGAUUUGAUGGAUGUGGAAAGUGUGUUUUAGAAGAAAGAGCUGACAAGGGCUGAACAACUACUUGCAUAACUGAGGGUUCUUGACUCACCUGUCUUUCAUCUUGGAAUUAAGGAAACAGUAGCAGGAUUGUUAUCAGUGGUAGGUGGAGCUUACAGCUUCAUAGAAAGCAAGAGUGAUCUGUACAUUCAAGAUGAGAAGCAGCCACUUUCAGGCUUUCCAGCAGCUUGGUGCCCUCUGUGAUACAACCUCCUUUAGAUGAAUGUAAGUUGGACCUCUCCAAAUCCGGGUCCUUUCUUGGAGUAUACCCUGGGAAUUAUGGGUUUUAUUAUCCCAAACCUUCCAUAAUCUGUAAGCAUAACCUGGGUGAUGGAACUUGCAGGUAGAACAUCCAAAGAGACUAGGAUUGGGGAAAGUGGCUUUAAGUAACUCUAAAGCAGGGGUUUUAUGUGGGAUUUUACAUCACCACUCAGUUAUGGCUGUUCAUGUUUGAAUUGGAAUGUUCAGAAUUGUCACAAGCUCUGCCAUAAUUUAAUUCCCACAACUCUAAAGAGGGAGUAGAAGGAGAGAGGAAAGAAAUAAUUUCCCAGUCUUGGAACUUACAUUCACCAAACUACAACCUUGGGGUAAUUGUUUUGCUCACUAAAAUGAGAAACUGCAAUGUACAAAUGAUAGGGCACAUUUUGCAUUCUAUCAAAUUAUAAUAUUCUAAAUAUAACAAAUCUAUAGCAUGAUAGUAUCAAAUAUGUAUUUCAUCUAUUUUUAAAAAUAAUUUAUCUUCACUUUUUGCAUUGACAAAGGAAUCAAGGCAGCUAACAAAAUUAAAAUGGACUUGAAU
This is a messenger RNA of Python bivittatus (Burmese python), 2357 nucleotides long. The record is from RefSeq and is a predicted model, not a curated record. NCBI's taxonomy places the organism in Eukaryota, Metazoa, Chordata, Lepidosauria, Squamata, Pythonidae.